Molecule: messenger RNA, 1530 nt
Organism: Suricata suricatta (meerkat)
Lineage: Eukaryota; Metazoa; Chordata; Mammalia; Carnivora; Herpestidae
Product: protocadherin alpha-4-like
Biological process (GO): homophilic cell-cell adhesion
Cellular component (GO): plasma membrane
Molecular function (GO): calcium ion binding
Source: RefSeq, a predicted model, not a curated record
AUGAGGGAAAGAGCGGCCAGGAAUCCAAGCGUCUGCUGCUCUCACUUCUAUUCCUCGCAGCCUGGGGCGGGGAGUGCCCAGGUUCACUACUCGGUCCUGGAGGAGGCCAAACACGGCACCUUCGUGGGUCGCAUCGCGCAGGACUUGGGGCUGGAGCUGGCGGAGCUGGUGCCACGCCUGUUCCGGGUGGCGUCCAAAGGCCACGGGGACCUUCUGGAGGUAAAUCUGCAGAAUGGCAUUUUGUUUGUGAAUUCUCGCAUCGACCGCGAGGAGCUUUGCGGGCGGAGCCUGGAGUGCAGCAUCCACCUGGAGGUGAUCGUGGACAGGCCGCUGCAGGUAUUCCAUGUGGAGGUGGAGGUGAAGGACAUUAACGAUAAUCCGCCUGUGUUCCCUGGAACACAAAAGAAUCUAUUUAUGGCGGAAUCCAGGCCUAUUGACACUCGGUUUCCACUAGAGGGCGCUGCUGAUGCAGAUAUCCGGGCCAACGCGAUGCUGACCUACACACUGAGUCCCAAUGAAUAUUUCUCACUGGAAAAACCGUCCGAUGACAAGCGGGUAAAACGUCUUGGGCUACUACUAAGGAAAUCCUUAGACAGGGAAGAAGCUCCAGAGAUUUUUUUAGUGCUCACAGCCACUGAUGGCGGCAAACCUGAGCUGACAGGCACGGUUCAGUUACUCAUCAAAGUGCUGGAUGCCAAUGACAACGCCCCAGCUUUUGACAGAACACUCUAUGCGGUGACAUUACCAGAAAAUGUUUCUAAUGGAACGUUGGUAAUGAAACUAAACGCCUCAGAUUUAGAUGAAGGCUCGAAUGCGGACAUUAUGUAUUCAUUCUCAACUGAUAUCUCACCAAAUGUGGAAUCCAAGUUUCACAUAGAUCCAAUUACUGGAGAAAUUAUGGUAAAAGGAUAUAUCGAUUUUGAAGAAAGAAAAUCGUAUGAAAUUCUUGUAGAGGGUAUCGAUAAAGGGCAACCCCCACUCUCUGGCCAUUGUACAGUUAUGGUGGAAGUUGAGGACACCAACGAUAAUGUCCCAGUAAUGGAAUUCAAGUCCCUGUCACUCCCAAUCAGAGAAGACGCUCCAGUAGGCACCGUCAUCGCCCUGAUCAGCGUGUCCGACCGUGACUCUGGUGUCAACGGGCAGGUGGCCUGCUCACUAACAGCCCCAGUACCCUUCAAGUUGGUGUCCACCUUCAAGAAUUACUAUUCGCUGGUGCUGGACAGCGCCCUGGACCGCGAGAGCCUGUUGGUGCUCACGCUGCUGCUGUACACGGCGCUGCGGUGCUCGGCGCCGCCCCGCGAGGGCGCGUGCGGGCCUGCGAAGCCGGCGCUGGUGUGCUCGAGCGCCGUGGGGAGCUGGUCGUGCUCGCAGCAGAGGCGGCAGAGGGUGUGCUCUGGGGAGGGCGCGCCCAAGGCCGACCUCAUGGCCUUUAGUCCCAGUGUACCUGACUCUAGGGACAGAGAGGAUCUGCAGCCAGCAACUGGAGAUUCCCUUUCAAAGAAGCUACUCAAAUUUGGAACACCAGAGUAG